CAUAACCCGCCCCUGCAUAACGAGCUGUCCCGUUCAGCUUGCGUGGUCCACAGUGCCGCUACUCGAAACAGACAACCAGGGAGGAAAUAUACCGGCAGGAAGGACCGUCACCGUCUCUAAAAACUAUCAACAUGAUCAUUAUAAUCGAAGAUAAGGAGGGCUUCGACAAGGCCCUGGAGGAGGCAGGAGAUAAGCUGGUGGUGGUGGACUUCACAGCCACGUGGUGCGGCCCCUGUCAGAGCAUCGCUCCUUUCUUCAAGGGUCUGUCUGAGAAUUAUCAGAGUGUGGUCUUCCUGAAGGUUGACGUGGACGACGCACCGGAUGUGGCCAGUUUCUGUGACAUCAAGUGUAUGCCAACAUUCCACUUCUACAAGAACCAGAAGAAGGUGGAGGAGUUCUCAGGGUCCAAUCAGGCCAAACUGGAGGAGCUGGUCAACACUCACAAAUAAA
Molecule: messenger RNA, 450 nt
Organism: Oncorhynchus mykiss (rainbow trout)
Lineage: Eukaryota; Metazoa; Chordata; Actinopteri; Salmoniformes; Salmonidae
Source: RefSeq, a predicted model, not a curated record